Messenger RNA from Triticum dicoccoides, 2269 nucleotides. RefSeq names its product probable serine/threonine-protein kinase PBL28. The coding region runs from base 759 to 1826 and encodes 355 amino acids. The transcript is spliced from 6 exons. NCBI's taxonomy places the organism in Eukaryota, Viridiplantae, Streptophyta, Magnoliopsida, Poales, Poaceae. Gene Ontology annotation, molecular function: ATP binding; protein kinase activity. Gene Ontology annotation, biological process: protein phosphorylation. The record is from RefSeq and is a predicted model, not a curated record.
CCUCCAAGUUCUGCUCAACCAUUUCCUCUUUGCAAUGCACCAACCAUUAACCAAUGAACCCUCCUUCCAAUCCACCAAACUGCAAGAAACAACCGACACCCAGCUCUCCCUCCCUCCCCGGCUUCCGCCUUCGCCGGCAAAGUUGAUCGCAAUCUCACACUACUGAUCGGCCAGUGAUCACUGAUGCACACGCUGCUGUUGCUGCUGCUGCUGCAUCAACACAUCAUCCAUUUGGAUUCGGGCAUUUCUUGGCACAUAAGCACCCUCCUCCUCCACACGCUUUGCUAGUCCAAGCAUGCUUGCUGCCUAUUCCUUUACUUCUUUGCCAACGCUAGUAGGAGCCUUUAGGUGGCGCGUCUCCUCCUAGCUACGUAGCUCCCAAGAGAUCAGCCCAUCUCCUAGCUUCUUAUCUCUGAAUCCCGCCUGUACUGCACGCAUUCCUUAGUCUUGUCCUCUCACCCUUCUGUCCUCUUCAUCUCUUCCGUACCGUCCGACGAAGCCUCGCCGCUCCACCGCGCAGUGCAUUCUCGUUUCUCAGCCGGUUCAGUGGCAGCCAUUCUUCCAGCACAUGCGCCUUUUGUUACAAAAGAGGUGCAGGGGAGACUGUGUGCCUUGGGCUGACUGGAGCAAGGAAUAUCUUUGAACCUUUGAUCAAGGAAAGGUAUAUUGGAAUUAGAUACUUUUGAUUACAAGGAAAAAAGUUGUGACGACAACGACGAAGGUGCAGACCGCAGAAAGCCUCGGACAGUAAUCUCAAGAUGUUCAACAACAUAGUAUCCACAUGGAACAAGAGGAGGAGAAGCAAAUCGCUUGACCAGUUGAAUCCUUGGGUGUACAAGACAGCCGAGCUGUGGCAGGUGAAGGAGCAAGGCGCGCCACUGCCGCUGCCCCCGCCGAAGAAGCGCAGCUGCUCCAUGGUGUUCACCCUCAAGGAGAUGGAGGAGGCCACCGGCAUGUUCAGCGACAAGAACCUCAUCGGCAAGGGCGGCUUCGGCCGGGUUUACAGGGGCGUGCUCAAAGACGGGCAGAUUGUGGCCAUCAAGAAGAUGGACCUGCCGACGGCGAAGCAGGCGGACGGCGAGCGGGAGUUCCGGGUGGAGAUCGACAUCCUGAGCAGGCUGGACCACCCCAACCUGGUGACGCUGAUCGGCUACUGCGCCGACGGGAAGCACCGGUUCGUGGUCUACGAGUUCAUGCCCAAGGGCAACCUGCAGGACGUCCUCAACGGCAUCCACGGCGAGGUGAGGAUGGGGUGGGGGCAACGGCUGCGGAUCGCGCUGGGCGCCGCCAGGGGGCUCGCGUACCUGCACUCCACCACCGCCGUCGGCGUCCCCGUCGUCCACCGGGACUUCAAGUCGAGCAACAUCCUCCUCUCGGACCACUUCGAGGCCAAGAUCUCGGACUUCGGGCUGGCCAAGCUGAUGCCGCAGGACCUGGACCUGUACGCCACCACCAGGGUGCUGGGCACCUUCGGCUACUUCGAUCCUGAGUACGCGCUGACGGGGAAGCUGACGCUGCAGAGCGACGUGUACGCGUUCGGCGUCGUCCUCCUGGAGCUGCUCACCGGCCGCCGCGCCAUCGAUCUCAGCCAGGGGCCUCAGGACCAGAACCUCAUCGUCAAGAUACACCAGAUGGUGGGCGACCGGAAGAAGCUGCGCAAGGUGGUGGACCGGGACAUGGGGAAGGGGUCGUACACGUUGGAGUCGGUGUCCAUGUUCGCGGGCCUCGCCGCGCGCUGCGUCUGCUUCGAGAGCGCCGGCCGGCCGGCCAUGCAGGACUGCGUCAAGGAGCUCCAGCUCAUCAUGUACGCCAACAUGAAGAUAUGAGCACGUUUUGAGAACGGCCGCGGAUCUUUGCUUGGUUCAGUCUUGGAAUUGUUAUUCGAGGAAGAGGAAGAGGAUGGCGAAACUUGUACAGAAUUUUAGUACCCCGUUCCAUCCAUAUUAAUUGCGGCUGAUCUAGUACAACUUUAUACUAUAUCAGCGACAAUUAAUACGGAUCGAAAAGAGUAACUUCUCAUCGCGCCGUACGUUCUUGUGAUGGUGGUAGGAUUGUUUCAAAGUCUUGAAAUGAGAGGGCUUGGUUUGUGAUGUCCAAGAAAUGGUGUCUCAAGAAGAAAUCUGCCCUGUCGUCAACGAUCGAUGGAGGGAGCAAGUGAUUUUUUUUUCUUUUGGAUUUGUACAGAUGGUUAGAAUCCCUGACUUUUGUAUUAUUGUGAUGCACAUUGCCACUUAUAUUAAUUAUUAAAUAAAAUAUAAAAUAAAGUCAA